Glossina fuscipes is the source of this 10652-nucleotide messenger RNA. RefSeq names its product histone acetyltransferase p300 (gene nej). Gene Ontology annotation, biological process: positive regulation of transcription by RNA polymerase II. The transcript is spliced from 16 exons. Gene Ontology annotation, molecular function: transcription coactivator activity; chromatin DNA binding; zinc ion binding. NCBI's taxonomy places the organism in Eukaryota, Metazoa, Arthropoda, Insecta, Diptera, Glossinidae. The record is from RefSeq and is a predicted model, not a curated record. The coding region runs from base 417 to 9644 and encodes 3075 amino acids. Gene Ontology annotation, cellular component: transcription regulator complex; histone acetyltransferase complex.
UUACUAAUUUCGGUUUUAGUGUAAAUAAUUUAUAAGAUAAAAAAAAAAUAAAUAAAAAAGCUAAAACAAAAAAGUGAGUGCAUUAGAUACUACGUGAAAACGAACGACCAAAAAUUUUACAGUCGCCAGUCUGUUUUUCUUUCUUUUUUCAUUGCUGCUCGCACUCGUUGACUUUAUACGAAACACAAUAGAGCCGAUGUAUAGUUAUUGCUGAAGUAGUAGUGCAGCACAAAACAAAGCAACGAAUUCAUCGAUGGUGUAUGUAUAUAUAAAAUGUAUGAGUGUAGGUUAGAGAAGAAAUGUUCCAGCGAGUAAUAAAAUCAUAAAAAGUCAAUUUGACGAUUAUAAAUGGAGAUGUUUUCUCAACAAAAUAAAGUGCAAUCAACGAGCGGCUGGCUAGUUGAUUGGUAAUUUAAAUGAUGGCAGAUCACAUGGAAGAACCACCCCAGAAGCGGGUGAAAAUGGAUGAUAUCCUUCUACUUGAGAAAAACCUCCCUGAUGAGCUGGUGCUCACAAACAGCUGGGGAGAUCAAAUGAAUUCUGGGCCAGGUUCUGGUGGAGGUAGUGGCGGCGGCGCCUCUAAUCAUGGACUUAGUGUUAAUGUAGUAGGAGGACCUAACAAACCUCCUGCUCAAGGGCCCGGUCCAGGCAACGAGCCACAAAUGAAUGGCUCUACAGAUGAUGUCUCCGGUGCCACAGGAGCUGGAAGUACUUCAUUGCGUCAGUUGCACCAUCACCAACAUUUGCAGCAUCUAUUACAGCAGCAGGGGAAUAAAAAUCCUGGAAUGGUGGGUAAUCCCAUGGGAGGAGGCGGCAUGAAUCAACUUGGUAGCAAAUCUCCAAAUUUACAGUCACCGAAUGCUGGUGGCAUGCAAGUAAAUGUAGGCGGAAUGGUCAACUCGAUGCCAAUGUCUAUCUCAAAUAAUGGCACGCAAAUGAAUUCAAUGCCAGCAAUGAACACAAUUGCUCAAAGCAAUAUGGGUAAUAUGGUCCUUACUAAUAGCGGGAUGGCUGGUAUAACAGGCAGUGGUAAUUGUAUGAUUAAACCCCCAAUCAGCAGUGGACCCGGUAAUAUGAUGAGUUCAGGUCCGGGUGGUGUUGGGCCUGGUAAUAUGGGACCUGGAGUUGGUGGUCCUAAUCAAAAUAUGCACAUGGGUGGACCUAAUCAUCCUCAGGUGAUGCAAAAUGGCCCCAUGAUGCGUAUGGUAAAUCAAACGCAUUUGAUUCGUGGACCAAAUCCUCAUAUAAUGGGAGGUAGUGGGCCUGGAGGCGUUGGCGGUGGCCCGCGGAUGCAAAAUCCCACAAUGGCUAUGGGACAAAUGAACAACAUGGUUGGCAGCGGAGUUGGUCCAAAUGGGCCAUAUGGUGGAGGAGUUGGGGUUGGGAACGUUGGCAAUUAUGGGGGUCCAGGAGGACCGCAGGGUGGCAUUAACGUCAAUACAAACAAUCCCCAACAACAAAUGCUAGCUCAGCAAAUGGCAGCACAGCAUGGUGGCGUGCCACCUAAUAUGACGGCUGCUAUGCAACAAGGUAAUCGUGGACCAGGUGGCGUACCAAUUGGCAUGGCCGGUUCCGUUGUAGGAACUGACGGUGCAAAUACUGGCCUAAUCGGUCAACAACAGCAGCAACAGCAGCAGCAACAAAUAAACGCAGCACAAAUGAACCCGAAUCAACAGCCAAAUUCACAAGCUGGCUUGAUGGGAACUGCUGGUUUGGGCAUACGACCAGCACAAGCGGGCUCAGGGCCGACAGGGCCGCAGCAGAACACAAUGAUGUUAACGCAGCAACAGCAGCAACCGGGAACUUCACAACAAGGGGGUAAUACUGCAGCUACCGCGGGCGGCAGUGGGACUAGCGGAUCAGGGAGUCAGCAACUAAGUGACGAACGAAAAAAGCAAAUACAACAGCAGCUUAUGCUCCUUUUGCAUGCACACAAAUGUGCCCGUCGCGAAAGCCAAAAUCCCAAUCGCGAAAAAUGCAAUGUUCCCUAUUGCAAACCCAUGCAAGAGGUGCUGACCCAUAUGGCAAAUUGUAAGCAAAGUAGAGAUUGUAAUGUGCAGCAUUGCAUAUCGUCAAGGCAAAUACUGUUACACUACAAAACUUGUAGUCGAACUGAUUGCAUUAUUUGUUAUCCUUUCCGUCAAAAUCACGCUUUCCCAAACAACAAUCCAAAUGCUGCUGCUUCUAACAAUAAUGCUAAUCAGCGCCAACAGCAGGGCCAACAAAAUGUUAAUGAUAAAUCGCAAGGCGGUGUCGGUCCCCAACAAAAUGCUUCCCAGCAGAACGCGAACAAUCUUCAACAAGGAGCUGGGGGACCUAAUGUCGUAGCUGGUUCUGUGGGAAUGACCGGGGCAGGGCCUAAUCAGGGACAAAUAAAUAUGAAGCCCAACGCAGAUAUGAAUCAACAACAAAUGCAGAAUACACCAAAUCCAAAUCAAGAGUUACGAAGAUUCGAAAGUGUUGGAAUGCAAGGCUCAGUGGGUAAUGCUGGUGUGCCGGCAAACAUGUUGCAAGGAAGUACUGUUAAUGCUCAACAACAACAAAUGCAAAGAAUGACAGUUGUACCCCCCAUACGUGUGAUGUCUGCGCCAAUUGGUGGACCUAGUAACAUAGGUGGAGGAAGUAGCACUGGUAGCAACAAUGUCCUUGUAAACAAUUUGUUAAUUGGCGGUGCUGGGGGCGGCCCGGGACCAGAUACUAUGCAAAAUCCACAGAUACAUCAACAACAAAUGAUCAUUCAGGGUAAUGCAGCCAGCAAUCAGAUACCACGAGGACGUACACCUAGAUUAUCCGACUUGUUAGCACCUGGAGCAAAAGUUCCCGUAGAAUUUCAACUACAGCAGGGUGCAGUUAAUCAGCAACAACAACAACAACAACAACAAUCUAACAUUCCCUUAUCGGUAAAUGUGCAUAAUUUUAACAAUUCCAACUUUAACAAUCAACUAAGUGGCGGAAACACUGGCGAUAUAAGCGGCCCCGGUGCGGGGGGACCACCAAACAAACAACUAGCAACACAAGAAAUGGCUAAAAUGAAAAUGCAAAAUCAAGCGGGUGUAGGCGGAGCAGGUGUUACAAACGCAACAGUAAACAAUGCGGUGCCUGGGAAUGGGGGAACAACUGGUGCUAUAGGAAACGUUUCCGGACCAGUUACAGGGAGUGUCAUAACUGGUGGAGUGGCGUCAACUUCCCAGACGGGACCUUCAUGCAGCAAUAAUAAUUCUGGAGCUGAAAAUGAAAAAGAUUGGCGUGAAUCGGUAACAAGUGACUUGAGAAAUCAUCUAGUCCAUAAACUUGUACAAGCAAUCUUUCCCACAUCUGAUCCAGCCACUAUGCUUGAUAAACGCAUGCACAAUUUAGUAUCGUACGCCGAAAAAGUUGAGAAAGAUAUAUACGAAAUGGCCAAGGAUCGUGAAACAUAUUAUCAAUUGCUUGCCGAGAAAAUAUUCAAAAUACAAAAGGAACUAGAGGAAAAACGAUAUAAAAGGAAAGAGCAACAGAUGCUUGAAAUGCAGCAGCAGGAGCAGCAAAAUUCUUCAGCUGGUGGUCCUGGGCCAAGCAAUGUUUCAUUAUCAAAUGCAGGUUCUGGAGUUGCUAUUGGCGGAAAUCAACCACAACUCCCGCCUGGCCAUCUCGGCCUUCAACAGCAAGCGCAACAACAACAACAACAACAACAGCAGCAGCAGCAGCAGAUAAGACCAAUGAUCAGUUCGAUGGGUGGAGUCGGACCUGCAGCUGCUGCACCUAACCAAGGAAUGCCUAUUGGCGCAGGAAGUAUAAUGCAACAGCAAUUAAGAGGACAAACGUUGGGUAAUGUGGGCGGUAUGAUGGCUGGCCAAACUGGCCAAAAUAAGGCAGGUAUGCGUAGUCAUUCACCAGGUGGAAAUAUGCUGGCGAUGCAACAACAGCAGCGUAUGCAAUUUACACCCCAACAGGGUAAUAUGCUCGUUGGACCUCCGGGUCCCAGCCCAGGAAAUAAUAGUAUGGGAAGUGGAAUUCCGACAUCACAACAAAACAUGGUCGUUCCCAACCCAGUAUUGUCCCCAUUUACGGGUCAAGCAAUGCAAGGUCAAUCUAGUACGGGAGGUGUCGCAACCGUUCUCACUAGUCCAGUGCCAGGUCAACAGCAGCAGUUUAUUAAUACCAAUGGUGGGACUGGAGCUCACACUGCGCAACAAAUAAGUGAAAUGAUGAAGCAACGGUUGUUACAUCAGCAACAGCAGCAGAGUGGAAUGCUUAUGCCACAAUCACCAUUUAAUGGCGUAAAUCAGUUACAACAGCAACAAAACACAUUCACUUCGCCAAUGUCACAGCAACAAAAGCAAAAUAUAAAUUCGGCAGGGUUAGGCAAUAUGCCACCCACACCCACGAGUAUAGAUUCACAACCUGGUAGUGGUGCGGGACCGACAAGUGGAAGUAAUGCCAGAGUUGUUGGAGGUGGAUCUGUAGGUGUCCUGGUAUCGGCGCCUAGUCCAUCACCAAAUUUUAUUUCUAAUGGUCCUUUAGGAACUCCAUUAAAUAAUCCGCCAUCAGUGCCGUCAUUAAUGCAAUCAGUCGGUGAUCGUGGCAAUACUCCACCAAUCCAUCCCGCUUCACCAACGUCGUCUACUACGGCGUCAAUAGUUGGAGCUACGAGUAUUCAACCACCGCUUACGUCAACUCCAUCAUCUAUAUCUGUUAGUACACCAUCAACGGUAUCUACCACAACUUCCGCCUCAAUUUCUACCUCAGCGGCAGCGUCGGCAGGAACGGCUGUAAUAUCAUCUGCAGAAACUGUAUCCGCCAUUGGAAUAGCGGCACAAAACCAGCAACAGGUGUCGUGCCUUGGUAAAGGAGGGGCUGCUGGGACGACAACUACCUCAACCACUAGUACAUCAAUCGUUUCCUCACGACCCUCCCAAAGUAGUACUAGUAGUUUAUCGUCUCAGAUGGCAGCUCUUGAGGCUGCAUCGCGUGACAACGAUGACGAUCCGCCAACAUCGCCCAACGGUGACUCUCAAAACGCUGGCGGUGGUAAAAUGUCAAAAGGUAAAUUGGAUUCUAUUAAGCAAGAAGAUGACAUCAAGAAAGAAUUUAUGGAUGAUGGCAACGAAUGUGACUCUCAACAAGAGUCGUCAGCCGGAGUUGGCAAAAAUGUCAACAAUGACGGCACAGUUAAAGUAGAAUUGAAAAUCGAAGAAAUUAAAAGCGAACCAAUGGACGUCGACGAAUCUCAUACUAAUACAACUGGUGUUGAUUCAUCGUUGGGUGCUUCUGCAACUGCCACAGACAAUAAAGAUGAUAUCAAACCAUUGGUGGACGGUAAUAGCGGAACAGGUAGUGACAUCAAAGUAAAAAUCGAACCCAAACCCAUUAUACCAGAACCCCUUGCACCUAAUGCAGGCGAUAAGAAGAAAAAAUGUGUAUUUGAUCCAGAGGAAUUAAAACAAGCAUUACUGCCAACACUAGACAAACUUCACCAACAUGAACCUGAUUCGGUACCAUUCCGCGAUCCCGUUAAUCCACAACAGCUCGGUAUUCCCGAUUAUUUCGAUAUUGUUAAAAAACCGAUGGACCUUGGUACCAUACGCAGCAAUUUAAUGAACGGUAAAUAUAGCGAACCUUGGGAAUAUGUAGAUGAUGUGUUACUGAUGUUCGACAAUGCAUGGCUUUACAAUCGCAAAUCAUCAAGAGUUUAUAAAUAUUGCACUCGACUGUCAGAAGUCUUUGAGCAAGAAAUCGAUCCAGUUAUGCAGGCUCUGGGCUACUGUUGUGGUCGUAAAUAUACAUUCAAUCCUCAAGUAUUAUGCUGCUAUGGCAAACAACUAUGUACUAUACCAAGAGAUGCUAAAUAUUAUAGUUACCAAAACAGUCUAAAGGAUUAUGGUGUCGCCUCAAAUAGAUACACUUUCUGUCAGAAAUGUUUCAACGAUAUACAAGGUGAUACUGUCACGUUGGGCGAUGACCCUCUACAAUCACAAACGCAAAUCAAGAAAGACCAAUUUAAAGAGAUGAAGAACGAUCAUCUAGAAUUAGAACCAUUUGUUGACUGCCAAGAGUGCGGCCGUAAACAGCAUCAAAUCUGCGUACUCUGGCUGGAUUCGGUCUGGCCGGGCGGCUUCGUUUGCGAUACUUGCUUACAGAAAAAAGAUUCAAAGCGUAAAGAGAACAAAUUUAACGCGAAGCGUCUACCCACCACCAAACUAGGCCUUUUUAUUGAGACUCGCGUUAAUAACUUCCUUAAAAAGAAGGAGGCUGGCGCUGGCGAAGUGCAUAUACGUGUAGUUUCAUCGUCCGAUAAAUGCGUGGAAGUAAAACCAGGCAUGCGCAGGCGGUUCGUUGAUAACGGCGAAAUGGCUUCUGAAUUCCCUUAUCGAGCGAAAGCUCUCUUUGCAUUCGAAGAAGUCGAUGGCAUUGAUGUAUGUUUCUUUGGUAUGCAUGUCCAAGAAUAUGGAUCGGAAUGCCCGGCGCCGAAUACGCGACGUGUGUACAUUGCAUAUUUGGAUUCGGUGCAUUUUUUUAGACCACGCCAGUAUCGCACAGCGGUUUAUCACGAGAUUCUCCUUGGCUACCUGGACUAUGUUAAACAAUUGGGAUACACAAUGGCUCACAUUUGGGCUUGCCCUCCAUCUGAAGGCGAUGAUUAUAUUUUCCAUUGUCAUCCUUCGGACCAAAGGAUACCGAAACCGAAACGUUUACAAGAAUGGUAUAAAAAGAUGUUAGACAAGGGAAUGAUUGAGCGCACGAUUCAGGAUUAUAAGGACAUUCUUAAACAAGCCAUGGAAGAUAAAUUAGCAUCUGCGGCCGAGUUGCCAUACUUUGAAGGUGAUUUUUGGCCGAAUGUUAUGGAGGAAAGUAUUAAGGAAUUAGAUCAAGAAGAGGAAGAAAAACGGAAGCAGGCCGAGGCGGCAGAAGCGGCUGCUGCUAAAAAUAACUUUUCAAUCGAGGACAAUGAAAUUAGCGGCGAUGGUAAAAAGAAGGGUCAGAAGAAAGCCAAAAAAUCCAAUAAAUCAAAAGCGGCUCAGCGUAAAAAUAACAAGAAAUCAAAUGAGCAGCAGGCUGGAAAUGAUCUUUCGGCGAAGAUAUAUGCGACUAUGGAAAAACAUAAGGAAGUAUUUUUUGUUAUUCGAUUGCAUUCGGCUCAAUCAGCCGCCAGUUUAGCGCCCAUACAAGAUCCUGAUCCAUUAUUAGCUUGCGAUCUAAUGGAUGGUCGCGAUGCUUUUCUUACUUUAGCCCGUGACAAACAUUACGAAUUUUCAUCGCUACGUAGAGCGCAAUUUUCUACAUUAUGCAUGCUAUAUGAAUUACAUAAUCAAGGUCAAGAUAAAUUUGUGUAUACUUGCAAUAAUUGUAAGACUGCUGUAGAAACUCGUUACCACUGCACUAUAUGCGAUGAUUUUGAUUUGUGCGCGCUAUGUAAGGAAAAAGUUGGUCACCCGCAUAAAUUGGAUAAACUUGGUUUCGAUUUAGACGAUGGUUCGUCGCCGGCAGAUCUCAAACAAGCGAAUCCUCAAGAAGCUCGUAAACAAUCUAUACAACGUUGUAUACAAUCACUUGUGCAUGCUUGCCAAUGCCGCGAUGCCAAUUGCCGUCUGCCUUCUUGCACGAAGAUGAAAAGAGUCGUGCAGCAUACGAAGAAUUGUAAACGCAAAACGAAUGGUGGUUGUCCUAUAUGUAAGCAACUCAUUGCACUGUGCUGUUAUCAUGCCAAGCAUUGCCAAGAGCAAAAAUGUCCAGUGCCUUUUUGUCCGAAUAUUAAGCAUAAACUAAAGCAACAGCAGUUGCAACAAAAAUUGCAGCAACAACAAUUGCUACGACGUCGUGUCGCUCUCAUGUCUCGAACCGUAACAGCUCCACAACCUCCUUUACAAGGUCCAGGAGGUGCCGGCCCAGUAUUAGGUGGUGUACCAGUAGCUGGUAUUGGAAUGCCUGCGGUUGGUGGAAAUCAGUCUGUCGUGCAAGGACCAACAGCAAUGAUGCCUACUGGCGCGGGAGCUAUGAGCCCGUCAACGGUACCAGUGCCUUCACCCGUUUCAACGUCAAUGGCCGGUGGAAUAACAUCGCCGCAUCCGCAGCCAGGCAUUGGUAUGAAACCUGGUGGUGGCCAUUCUCCGUCACCAAAUGUGUUACAAGUUGUUAAACAAGUUCAAGAAGAAGCUGCCCGCCAACAAGUGCCUCAUGGUGGUGGUUUUGGCAAGGGUGGCACUAUGGCUCCUCCAAUAAUGCAGCGUCAUCAUAUGGGUGUGGUUUCGAAUCAAACUAACCCAGGCAUGAUCGGAUCGGUUGGUAAUAUUGGCGGUAUGAAUAACGUGGGACAGAUGGGACCUUGUGGUAAUAAUGUCAUGGGUAAUAAUCUUUUGCCAAUGGAUCAAUGGGGAGGCAAUCGAUAUCCAAACAAUGUCAGCCAGGGUAUGCGUCAACCCAACCAAAAUCAAGUAUUGCAACAGAAUCCAAUGCAACAACAGAACAUGAUGGGAAUGGUUGGAGCAGGUGGCUCUCAACAAAUGACUGCCGGAGCCGGUAUUAGUGGAGUGACGGGUGUUGGUGGCAUGGGUGGAUCCGGAAUGGUUGGUAUGAGUGGUAAGCCGAUGUCUGGGCCUGGGAGCAUACGACCCCAAGGUGGCCAGCACGGACCCGUUGGUAACUCAGGUCAAAUGACGAAUGGUCCAUUAAAUACGCCCGCUCUUAACACCCACCAAAUUAGUCAAAUAAUGGAAAAGAUCAAAAAUAAUCCCAACAGUGAAUCCAAUGUGCAAAUAUUGAACGUCUUAAAACGUAAUCCGCAAAUUAUGGCUGCCAUUAUAAAACAAACCAAAAAUAAUCCAAAUGCUGGUGGCAACGGGCCACAACAACAGCAACAAGCCCAGCAACAACAUCAACAGCAGCAAGCUAUGCAACAACAGCAACAGCAAAUGCAACAUAUGAUGAAUCAACAGCAAAUGCCUCAAGCCAAUCAGCAAGUUAUGCUGCAAACUCAACAACAGACGGGUCAGCAUCAACGAAUGCCGAGCAUGCAAAAUCCUAUGAUGAUGCAGCAACAACAGGGACAAGUUUCGAAUACGCAAUGGUUUACUCCAUUGCGUCAAAUGGCAGUGAAUUAUCCUCCACCCUAUCGGCAACGUACACCGCAGCAAAUGGGUAGUGUUGUUGCGGCAGGCCAGCAAUUCGCUGGCGCUGGUAAUUUUGCCGGAAAUGCGGGCGGGGUUGGUGGGCCAACAGGGGGUCCUAUGCAACAACAAAUGGCCGGUUUACCUGGUGUUCAACAGCAACAGAUGAUGCAAGGUGGUGGAGGUAUGGGGGGCGGACCAAAUGUAAUGGGUCCGCCAACGCCACAUACUUUACAACAGCAAUUAAUGCAAACAUCUAGGUCAUCGCCGCCUAUACGUUCAUCAACACCAUCUCCACGAUCGGCGCCAUCACCAAGGGCCGGGCCAUCUGCGUCGCCUAGAGCCCAACCUUCUCCUCAUCACGUAAUGAGUCAUUCGCCCGCCCCUCAAGGACCUCAUGAUGGUUUACACAAUCACGGUGGUUUGCAUCCGCAUCAAUCGCCAUUGCCCGUAGUACCGCAAGAUGUUGGUGUUGGCGGUGUGGGCGGUGUAGUUGGUGGCCCUGGAGGUCCUGUUUCGGAUGCGUCAGAUCAGCUAACCAAAUUCGUGGAACAACUUUAGUGUAAUUAGCUAUCAGCGUCGGCUCAGUUUUUUGAUACCGGCAGACUUAAUGUAAAUAAUCUACCGCUGCAACAAACACAACAGCAACGUUACUAUUAAACAAGAAAUCGUAAAUUACUCUCCCGGGGUGUUUUAAAACAUAAAGCCAUUAGCCCCUGACUCGAGCUACUUAUCUUUCUUUUCUCUCCCCACCAGAGAUUUUAUUUCAAUUUUCUUCUUGUUUAAACAGAACAGCUUUGAUUGAUGUUGAUGAAGUGAAAAAGUCGUACUUUUAGAGGUACAACAAACAACUAUUUUUUAAAUAGGUCGCGUUUUUAAUUUAUUAAUCUACAUUUUUAUUAAUAUCUCUAUUUUAACAACAAAGCAAAAUGGGAAAACGAAUGACAAAUAGAAAACUAAUGUGUAAAGCUUAUGUAAAUAAUUUAAAUAGUACUCAGACGAAACAUUAACUUUAAAAUCGCAAAAGUAAAUAUGAAUGAAUAUGCAGCUUUAGUGUGUAAACCAAUCUACAUAUAUAAAUGAUUAUGUAUAUAAAAUCCUGUCAUCCCUCAAUCUUCAAUAAUUCUAAUUAAAAUUUAGUCAUAAAAAAUAUUAUAUAAAUUUUUUAUAAUAUAUUAAGGACUUAACAUGGAAAGUUUAUUUUAUUCGUAUAGUGUUACAAAAACAUAUGAUGAAGGAGAAAUGUAUAUAUGGGAAAGGAAUAAGAAUAAGAAUAAGUCUAAGCACAUCUGAAUGCAACGUGAGGCACUUUGUCUGUCGAGGCAAAAAAAUUUUUGAAAUCUUGGAAUAACUUGGGAAAUUUUUUUUUGUUGUUUUUUUUUCCUUCUUUUUGUGCAUUUGUUGUAUAUAGUUUCGCUCGAAAUACACAUAUAUAUAUAUAUAUAAAAUUUUGAAGCAAAAAAACCCUUCGCAAGCAAGUGCAUGAAAUAAUAAUAAAUUUCAAUCCAAAGAAGUCAGUAUGCAAUUAUCAAACUACGAAAAAAGUAUUGUAAAAACUUAAAAAAAAAA